Messenger RNA from Nezara viridula (southern green stink bug), 4708 nucleotides. Lineage: Eukaryota; Metazoa; Arthropoda; Insecta; Hemiptera; Pentatomidae. The record is from the annotation of a GenBank genome assembly.
AUGUUACAGAUAUUUUGUAGCACAAGAAAGUCAGUUCUGCAAACAAGCACUAUUCUUCUUCAAAACAUUACAUUUCAUUUCACCACUGUUCAGAAAAUUACUCUCGAAGAGGCCUGUGAAAGUUUGCUGGAUUCUAAAUUGAAAGACAUGGUGAAGUAUGGUGUUGGAUUCCACCAUGCAGGAUUGAGUGCUUCUGAUAGACAUAACAUUGAGGAGCUAUUUAAAUCUGGAUUUCUUCCCAUAUUGGUUUCAACAAGUACUUUAGCAAUGGGUGUUAACUUGCCGGCACAUUUAGUUAUAAUUAAGUCCACUGCCCAGUAUGUGAAUGGCUCAUGGGAAGAAUAUUCUGAGGGACAAAUUCUUCAAAUGAUGGGCAGAGCUGGUAGACCCCAGUUUGACUCUUCUGCCACUGCAAUUAUUUUGACUAAAAACACAUUGAAAGAAAAGUAUGAGAAGAUGGUAUCAGGCACAGAUAUUGUGGAAAGUAACUUGCACAGAAAUCUACCUGAACAUCUCAACUCUGAAAUUGUCCUAGGAACAAUCACAGACAUAGCUGUUGCAGUAAACUGGCUCCGAUCUACAUUCCUAUACAUCAGAGCUAUGAAAAAUCCUAGGCGAUAUGGCAUUCCUGAAGGUCUCCCUCAUGCGGAAAUGGAAGCUCGCUUGCAAGCCAUGUGUAUGAGAGAAUUAAAUGGCUUGGAAAAAUAUGAAUUAAUUAAGAAAACUGACUUUGCUUAUAAUGUUGAACCAACUGAAAACGGAAAGCUAAUGGCAAGGCUUUAUAUAGCUUUUGAUACCAUGAAACUAUUUAUGAAGAUGAACGGUAAAGAAACGAUCCCUCAGUUGCUGGAAUUGAUAUGUCUGUGUCAUGAGUUUUCUGACAUUCAUCUGAGAAUAGAUGAGAGAAGCACACUUAAUCGCCUUAAUAAUGAUAAGACCCAAGAAACAAUCCGUUUCCCACUCAAAGGAAAAAUAAAAACCAAAGAAAUGAAAAUUAAUUGUCUUAUUCAGGCAUCAUUAGGCUGUCUUCAGAUUCCAGAUGUUUCACUAGUUCAAGAAUGCUUUAAAAUUCUAAGACUAACCGAAAGAAUAUGUAAAGCAUUAUCGCUGUACCUAUGGCAAAGAAAAUGGUAUGAGGGACUUGCAAGUUCUCUCACUAUUACUAAAUCGAUAGGAGCAAAGAUGUGGGAAAACUCGAGUCAUCUAACUCGGCAACUACCAGGCAUAGGCCCAGCUCUAUCAUCUCUUCUAGCAGCUGCUGGGAAAACUUCAUUCAAAUCCAUCAUGGAGUCAAAUCCACGAGACUUAGAAAGGAUUAUUAAUAAACAUCCUCCAAUGGGCAACAGUUUGCAAGAAAUGGCAAGAUCCAUACCACAGUAUUCGCUAGAACUAAAUUACCAAAGUUUUUCAAAGAAGUUAUAUGUUUGUUUAAAACUUAUAAAUUAUGAUAAAAUCAUUGAUCCAAGUCAUACAUUUAGUUUACUUGUUGCCGGAUGUAAUAAUGAACUCCUCCGGAAAGAGAAAAUAAGAGAUGCUGCUUUUAUUCAACAAAAGGGAGAAAUUAAUUUUACUAUUAAUAUACAACCUGAAAUGAAAAUAGAAGCUGUAACAGUGCAUGUUAUCAGUGAAAAAUUUGUUGGUGUCGAUGUGAAAAAAGUUGUAGCCAUUUGUUCCCAAUACCAAUUUUUUUCAAAAGAAGAAGUUGAAAACCUAUAUUCAGAUGAAGAAAGCUUGGUUUCAUCAGACAAGAGUUUUGAUGAAAAAUCAACUGCUGUGGUGACUGAAAAUAAAAAUUCAUCAAAGAAACCUGCAAACAGACAGAAUUUGGUGAAAAUUACAAAAGAAAAGGAAAAAAAACCUAUCAAAUCAAAAUACCAAACUAGCCUACACCAAUUUGCUUUUAAAAGUUCGCGCCAACAAUUAAAACAUCAUGAAAAGGAAAACAAAAAUUUUGAUAAUGAGGUAUCAAGUACUCAAGAUAAUUGUGUGAAAUAUGACUCAACACCAUCAUCAGUUAAUUUAGAAAAAUCCAGCGAUAUUUAUGUUUUGAAUUCUAAGAAUGAAAAGAGAAUGAAACUAGAAAUGGAAUAUAAUUGGUAUUUUAAACAGAACUUAGAAAUUAAUAAAAAUAAAACCAACGAUUAUGAUUUAGCACUUCCCUCAAGCUCCAACUAUAUUGUGCCUGGUUUACAAAUAAAUAAUGAUAAAAACUCCCAAUGUUUUUUAUCAGAUCCCGGAAACAGCCAAAUAUCUAGAUCAGUCAUUCCAAAAUCAAAACGUGAACAUGGCAGUUUUGAGAAAUCUCAUCUUCCUGUGAUUCAAAAUACUCAUAACUUCCAGAACACAACUUUCAAAGAAAAUGAAUCCCAUUGCCUGCAAAUGUCAUCAAAUGAAAAAUAUAACUCCCAAGUUUCUUAUGAUUCUAGUCAAAAUAUAAGUAAUCAAAGAAAACCUCUUCAGUUAUCUCCACGUCAAUUUUUCAGGUCUGGUAAACAUUUACCUCAAAAACCAAAUGAUUCUACAAAAAGGAAAAGGAAUUUUUUCCCAUUGUUUAUGCCUCUUGAUUAUAAAGAAGAAAAUAUGGAAGAUGCUUCUGUAGAUGCAAAUAAAGAUCAGGAGACCCAAUAUAAUGAAAAUUUGACUUUGGAAACUUCAGCAAAUAAUGUUCCACUGUCACAAGAAAGUAAAAUGAAUCCAACAGUCAUUAAUGAUGGAAUAACCCUUAAAAAUCAAGAACUUAUGUUAAAGCCAGUAGUCACACAAGAUUCAAAAAAGAAAGGAAAUAUAACGCAUGUGAAGAAAGGAGAUAUAAGAAUGUUCCAGAAGACUCUAGAUAAAUCUAAUAAUACUAUUGAUUCAAAUAAAACUGUGUCAUCAGACAUUUCAGUUCAAGCAUCUCAACAAUCCAUGAUUGAAACACCAAUAGAAGUUUCUCAUCAAAAUAUAUCAGAAAAUAAGGAAAUAAGGUUUUAUUCUCAGUUUGAUGACUUAUUUUAUGAUUCCCCACCUGAAAGAAAAAAUCAAGAUGUUAUUGAUCUUUGCCCAUCUUCGAGUGAAGAAAAUACCAAGGAAACUAAUAGAUCUUUAAGAAGUUUACAGGUUGAUGUUGAUAUGUCUGAAAAAAAUGUCAGUGAUGAUUUUUCUCCAACAUUUGAUUUAUGUGAUUUUACUAAAAAGAAGAUAGAUUUUGGUAAAAAUAUUGAUGAAGGUGAUGAGUUACCUUCAGAUGAAACAGAUUCAGAAUCAGAUAUCGAUUCAUUAUGUGAAGAUUUGAGACCUGAACAAAAAUCAUUGAGAAGUGAUUAUGGAGAUCCAUUUGCACCAGUUCAUGACUCUGCUACUCUCCAGAGGUUACUUGAAAAGUCGAGAAAAGAUGAUGCUCAAGAAGAAAAUCUUUCAUGGCAUAAUAACCAACGAUGCUUAGAAUUUUUAAACCAAACUGGAUCUCAUGAAAUUAUCCAUGCCGAUGAUUCAGUAGACGGGAAUAAAAACCUUUCCACGCAAAAAAGUUUUGCAUCUUCUGAAAAUCAUUAUGAAAAGAAAUUUUGUAGAAGUGAUUAUCUACAGCAAGAUAAUCCAGAUGAUAACCAAACAUUAUUGUCCGAGUAUUUUCAUACAAAAAAUUCAGAUUUGAAAAAUCCCUCAGUUAAACACUUUUUUCAAGUUCAGAAAGAAUUGGAUUACAAGCAAUCGCUUCCAUUUAAAUAUAAUUUCAAUCAAAGAAAUAAUUUAGCCAGUAAAAUUCCACACUGUAUGGCUGUAGCACAACCUACCAAAGAACACCAGGCUGAAAAAGUUCCUUCAAAAAUUACUUAUAAUGCUCAUUCAUCUCAUAAACAUUCGGUUAUCUUUGACAACGCUCCUUCUCCUCAGCAAAUAGAACAAUUUAAAAAAAACAUGUUUCAAAAUUCAAUAUUUUCUCAGAAAACACAGGCUGUGAAAAAUCCAAAAUCUAGCGUUCCGGAAGGUCCCUUACCGAGACUCUCUCAUCUUCUUUUUGACAAAAAACAUUCACCCCGAACACCACUCAACAAUUUCCAGACUGCUUCUAGUCUAAUGAAACCAAUGUCAAAUCCUUAUCAUUCCUGUCCGCAGAGGAGAAGUGAAGAACAUUAUAAAAUAAAAACCAACUUAAAUCAUGAACAGAGGAGUCCUAUGCCAACUAAACCAAAAUUGGUAUCUAGUGAGGAAACUGCAAGAAGUGUAAAUUCACCUUUAAAUUCAUGGCCCACUUCAAUACAAGAUAGAUUUCCUACGAACAUGGCAAACCAGGGGUUUCUGAAUUUCGCUACUCAGCAAAACCCUCUUUUGCAGCCAUUGAUUGUACAGGAGCGACACUAUUACAAUAUUUCUGCAUGUAAUCAUGACAGAAAUAACCAACCUAAAACACCAAGCAGAAAUAUGAAUCCUGAAUAAGUUUAUUAUAAAUAAUAAUUACCUAUAGUUUUAUUUUGUGAGAACAGAAAUAAUACAGUUCUAAAUGAAAAUAGCUCAAAGAUAGAAACACCAAUGGAACUUGAACAGUCUAUUCCUAAUGCUUAUUAUAAUACUUUUUUAUUUAUUUAUUGUAGCUUAUGAAAUAUUGAAUUAAAUCUAAUAAAUUUUUUACUUGUAUUUAUCUGACAUACCUCAAAAUGAAAGUUAAACCUUUCUUUUUACUCAAUAAUUCCAGUACUGUUUCUGUCCUUUCUGCAUAAAGUUAAGCAGA